GUGAAGAUUCCACUUGCUUUGGCCUCCGCAAGGAGAUUCGAAAACACUCUUGUCGAGACUGAAGAAGAUGGCAAGAUCUUUUUUGUUUCGAUAGCUCGUCCCGAGAAGCGAAAUGCGGUGAAUGCAGAGACUGCUAAACAACUUUCAGAAGCGUUUCGCGCUUUUGAGAAUCACGAUGAAUGUUCAGUGGCCGUCUUCUUCGGUAAAGGUGGCUCAUUUUGCGCUGGUUAUGACCUUCAAGAAUUGUCAGAGAGGGAUCCGGAAAAAUUCUUAAAAUCAGUGCCUCCGGUCGGAGAAGGUGAUGCACCCAUGGUAAGUAAAGUUUCGCGAAAAGUUCAAGCUUUUUCAGAGAAUCGAAAACAAGCUUGCAGAGCAUUAACGCUUGACUUCCAGAAGAGUUAUGGGAUUAAAGUUUUUGUACCUUAUUUACUGCUUUUUCUUUCGCCCAUGACUCUGUUUAUCGUUGCAACUGCAUAUGUUUGCCCGUUGAUGGCCAUCGUGCUUUUUUGCACGUCAAGUCCCAUGUACAGUUGUGUUUUGAUAACCCAACGCACGUGCACGACACGCGCGCGUGUCGUGAAUCGCUUUUUUCGUGAGCAGGAUGUGACUUUUAUUGGCUUAUAAUUAUUUCCGGUCAAAAGAGAAGCAUGCAUGCUGUACAGGUAUUUUGAUCAACGAUUCAUCAUGUUCAUGAGAGCGUGCGUGUGGCAUUGGUUGGUGAACAGAUGCUUACUACAUUCUCAGCGGGAAGUUGAUUAAUUCUUGUUGUUAUGAAAUGCAGGAAAAUCCAAACUGGUGGUCAGUUACCUGCGAAAUAAAUCUAGAGAUUCCAGUUUGGAAAGUAAACAGAACAUGGUGUGUUGGGUAAUUCCAGUGGAAAAUUUUCCAGAUCAGUGGAAUUACCCAACAUUAAGAAAUUUUGCUAAGUUUGCAGAGCUCUAGGAAACGUAACAUUCAAAUGGGUGAUUCCAGAAAAUAUCCUCACCAUACCAUGGACGGCGUCUAUAUUUUAGCGUUAAUUUAAAAAUUGCAAAAUCGACGCUGUUCAAAAGGAUCGAUUUUCCAAUUUUUAAAUUAACAUUACUUAAGUAACUACGCUGCACAGGGAUUUUAAUCUUUAUUCCCUAUUUAAACCUCUCCCCUUCCCGCCUUGCCCUCAGAAUUUCCAAAAUGGGUUAUCCCGCUAUGCCAUCCGAAUUCCAUAAUCAUUAAACCCCCCUCCCAUUCGGAUUUUCCAUUUUUUCGUCAAACCCUUUAGAAUUCCUGACAUUCAUUAAGACUUCAGAAAUUCUGGAAUGAAACUUAAAAAAAAAUAGAAGUUUUCUCCUUAUCUCUGUCCAACAGAUGCAACCUACAUUUCCUUGCUUCCUCUUUACUCAUUAAGCAAACCCACUUCCCCCUCCUCCAUCCAUGGUCCCUCCAUGUUUAAUAAUCUCUCUCUCUCCAUGUUUUAAGGGCCCUUCCCGACUGAAACUGAGCAAGCCAGUUAUUGGGGCAAUAGAGGGGCAUGCAGUCGCUGGUGGAAUGGAGCUGGCUUUGAUUUGUGAUCUCAGAGUGGCAGCAGAAAAUACUGUCAUGGGAAUAUUUAACAGGAGAUUUGGUAAUAUUCUUUUUAUAUAAAAUGUUGCUAAAAAAGAAAAGUUUCUUAUUGUUAGAAAAUAAAUCACUGUUAUGAUCAUUAUCCUUUAUCACCUUGAAUGGCAGUAAAUUUAUACCUCAUUGCUACUUAUUUUUGCAGGCACUUAAUUUUGCAAAAAUGCAGGAGACAAAUUCUAUGAGUCUUAAUUCAUAAUUUGGCAGGAAUAUUGUGCCAUAAGGAAUUGUGCAAAAAGGCAGUGUUUUUAUAAAUUGGGCUACCUGUAACAAAAAAUUAAACAGUUUUAAACUAAAUGUUUUGGGACUAAAUUUGCCUUUUACUACAAAGAACAACAGAAAUUAAGUUCUAGAAAUUCUUAUAGCAAAAGUAUCAACUUUUUAAUUAAUGGAUUUUAGGAAAGGAGGAUACAUGUAGAAAGGGUAUCAAAGUUUACCUCGUCAGUUUCUUGAAGUUUUUUUCCCUCAUAUAUUUUAUUAUUGUUGUGUUCCCUAUUAUCAAUCACCAAAACGAUUAUCUACAGCUGUACUAGGUAAUAACACAUGGGGACAACUAAAUUUUCCAAAAGGACCCCAAGUUCUACAAACAACAAAAUUAGUCUUAUACAACUUCAGGUGUCCCACUCCUGGAUGGAGGAACUGCCAGGUUACCAUACAUUGUCGGCCUGUCACGUGCUUUUGGACCUCAUCAUGACUGGCUCAUUCGGCCUGUGAGUGCUCAAGAAGUCCUACAGUAUGGGACUGGUCAACCUGGAGUAGUCCCUAAUGGAAAAGCUCUAGAUGAGGCCAUUAAACUCAGGUGUCCCACUCCUGGAUGGAAACUCAUCAUACACGCCGUUUCCCACAAGAAUCGCUGAUUACUGAGCGCAAUGGAAAAGUCUGUUUAUUACUCUGUGUUCAAUGCAGAGUCGUUUUACGAUGCACUGUCAUAUGAGCACUCUAAGGGUGUUAAAGUCCAGACAAUUAAAGAUUCUAUUAAAGGCGCUAAAGAGUUUUUAGAAGGGAAAGGCCGAAAGGGGUCUUUUGAUGAUUAUCUUGAUUAG
Molecule: messenger RNA, 2636 nt
Organism: Porites lobata
Lineage: Eukaryota; Metazoa; Cnidaria; Anthozoa; Scleractinia; Poritidae
Source: the annotation of a GenBank genome assembly